GCUGUAACGUCAUGCUCGACUCUAAACCUCACCCACCCUCCCAGAGGCGAGCAGCUCUUUCACAGGCACAGGCGCAGACGGACUGACUGGCUGGAGCUGUAGCGGAUUGCCGUAGUUAGCGGACACACUGCACAAUGCGUGAAUACAAGUUAGUCGUCCUCGGAUCAGGAGGUGUCGGCAAGUCUGCGCUGACUGUUCAGUUUGUCCAAGGGAUCUUUGUGGAAAAGUAUGACCCCACAAUAGAAGACUCAUACAGAAAGCAAGUGGAGGUGGAUGGACAGCAGUGUAUGUUGGAAAUUCUGGAUACUGCCGGAACGGAACAAUUCACAGCAAUGAGGGACCUGUACAUGAAGAACGGCCAGGGCUUUGCACUAGUAUACUCUAUAACAGCACAGUCCACCUUCAAUGAUCUGCAGGACUUGAGAGAACAGAUUCUGCGGGUCAAAGACACGGAUGAUGUGCCGAUGAUCCUGGUGGGUAAUAAGUGUGAUCUGGAAGACGAGAGGGUGGUCGGGAAGGAACAGGGCCAGAAUCUCGCCCGUCAGUGGAACAGCUGUGCUUUCCUGGAGUCCUCUGCAAAGUCCAAGAUUAACGUCAAUGAGAUCUUCUAUGACCUGGUCCGGCAAAUCAACAGGAAAACUCCAGUACCUGGAAAGGCACGCAAAAAGUCUACCUGCCAACUGCUCUAAUAUACAGCUGUUCUUUUGCUCUGAGCCAGGUCUGAUUUACUGCUGUCUUUCAGCAGUGCCAGCAUUCCGACGUUACUAAAACCUAACAUCGAAUGGACUUUCCUAUGUGGUGAUGCCCCUUUAAUAAACCAACCAACCAACCGACCGACAACCAACCAAUGGAUUCAAGGCUACAGUACCAUGACAGUUUUUUGCACAUAGAUAACCAUCAUCACUUUCCAAUGUCGCGAGAAAGAGAUUUUUACAUAUAAAUAUAUAUUCUAACUGUAUGCAACUGAAUAAAAAAAAUUUAAUGAGUAAACGAAUACAGAGCUAGACAAAAAGAAUUUAAAAAAAUACAGAGCCUACACGCAGUGUUAUCGCUAACAGAGACAGCACCGUUGUAAAUGUAAGGAGGGAAUGUCUAACCAGGCUGUGCACGUUGCCAUGGCAAUUACAAUGAUAUUUAUAAGCACCACUAUUUUAGCCAGAGAGGAGAGGAAGUCCAAAGAGCUCCUAUAUAAACCAUUCUUACAGCUAACUUUCACUCCUUUUUUUUUUUUUUUUU
Messenger RNA from Sinocyclocheilus rhinocerous, 1236 nucleotides. Its product is annotated as ras-related protein Rap-1b. The coding region runs from base 135 to 689 and encodes 184 amino acids. Gene Ontology annotation, biological process: Rap protein signal transduction. The transcript is spliced from 8 exons. Gene Ontology annotation, molecular function: GTPase activity; GTP binding. Lineage: Eukaryota; Metazoa; Chordata; Actinopteri; Cypriniformes; Cyprinidae. The record is from RefSeq and is a predicted model, not a curated record. Gene Ontology annotation, cellular component: membrane.